Molecule: messenger RNA, 1197 nt
Organism: Alosa alosa (allis shad)
Lineage: Eukaryota; Metazoa; Chordata; Actinopteri; Clupeiformes; Clupeidae
Product: claudin-15-like
Exons: 5
Coding region: 221-904 (227 amino acids)
Biological process (GO): cell adhesion; bicellular tight junction assembly
Cellular component (GO): bicellular tight junction; plasma membrane
Molecular function (GO): structural molecule activity
Source: RefSeq, a predicted model, not a curated record
CUAUCCAUACCUUGCACGUGGAUGGGCAUGGCUGGGGCGGGAACAGCACAUAGUAGCUGUGGGCUAGUCAGUGGUUCAUCCAAGUUGUUGAUGAAUAGGCUUAUAUGAAAGAAAAAAAAUCAAGUUUUUGCAUCUACAAGAUUACUGUAGUCAUCACAUUCAAAUAAGGUGCACAGGUGUAGAAUUCAACACCAGACGACUGCAGUCCGUUAGAGUAGUCAUGAAUACUAGUACCAAGGAAAUAUUACAAGUUGUGGUGCUUUUAGUGGGGUUUGUGAGUACAAUAAUGGCUUUUAUUUCAUUAUAUCAUCCAUACUGGAAGGAAUCGACCAACUAUGGCAGUGCCAUUACAACUGCCACCAUCUACGAGAACCUUUGGAUGUCCUGUGCCACUGAUACAAAUACCAACGACUGCUUUGAUUUUCAGUCGCUGCUGGCCUUACCAGGUUACAUCCAGGCAUCCCGUGCGCUCAUGAUUGCCUCAAUUGUAAUGGGUUUUUUUGGGAUCAUCGCAACCCUGGUGGGCAUGCAGUGUUCAAAGGUGGCUGGAGACAACUAUGUACUGAAAGGACGGAUUGCUGGAAUCGGUGGAGUAUUCUUCUUACUUCAAGGUCUGUGUACAAUGAUUGCAGUUUCGUGGUAUGCUUUCAACAUCACUCAAGAGUUCUUUAAUCCAGUGUACCCAGGAACAAAGUAUGAAAUUGGACAGGGUCUCUACAUUGGCUGGUCCUCCGCCACCCUGGCUCUCUGUGGCGGCUGUUGUCUACUGUGUUCGUGCAAACUGGAGUCUACUAACGAGAAAGUGCCAUACCCAUACCAGCCUCCUACUCAAUUAACAACUUAUUCUGGUCCAGUAAUGUCCCAGGGGCCGCCCAGUCAAUAUGUCAGAAAUGCUUAUGUAUAAUGUCUGACGCAGUGUGAGGAUGUAAAUUGCCAUAACAACACAUGAACAGCAAAACAACCAUGCAAAAAGAAUGCCAAAACGUCUCUUCUUCAUCAAACGUCUGUUUAUUACAUUCGUAAAAUCAAACCUUUUCAGUUUUGUUGACUUUUUGUAAAUAAUACCCAUGCUGGCUAUGGAGGGGAACUAUGCAAGAGAUACAAUUCAUGUCUUAAUUGUUUUUCAUGUUGCUAUAUUAUUUUGCUUUAUAGGUGUUGUCUUAAUCAUAAAAAAAUAAAAGGAUGAAUUGUUUUAUU